Messenger RNA from Cucurbitaria berberidis CBS 394.84, 1050 nucleotides. Its product is annotated as phosphoglycerate mutase-like protein. Gene Ontology annotation, cellular component: cytoplasm. NCBI's taxonomy places the organism in Eukaryota, Fungi, Ascomycota, Dothideomycetes, Pleosporales, Cucurbitariaceae. The record is from RefSeq and is a predicted model, not a curated record. Gene Ontology annotation, molecular function: phosphatase activity. The transcript is spliced from 2 exons. Bases 1 to 1050 code for a protein of 349 amino acids.
AUGAUUGCUUCGUCGCUGUUGUACGGCUUGCUAGCGGCAGCCUCUACCGCCACUGCCUACUCGCCCGCGAAGUACACCAACUACACAGUCGUUAAAGGAAUCUUCCAACAAGACGAUGAUGCUACGAAUCCUUCCACCUUCAACUUCACCGCUUCAAACUUCGGGUUGAUUCCGCGCUCCUACCCCAGUGACGACUCUUACCCGGACAGCAAGCAGUCCACUCAAUGGCAGCGCCUUGCUCACUACAUCGACACCUUGAACAAGAAGACGAAACGCAAGGAGCGCUACACUCUCUUCUUCAUGGGACGUCAUGGCGAAGGGUACCACAACGCUGCGGAGACUUAUUUUGGCACCCCAGCAUGGAACUGUUACUGGUCUGAAUUGGAUGGAAAUUCUACUGUCACGUGGGCAGAUGCUCACCUCACCGAGCAAGGCGUGGUACAAGCAAAGCGUGUAAACACCUUCUGGAAACACCUUAUCAAAGACGAGAAGAUUUCUCCGCCGGAGAAGUACUACAGCAGCCCGCUCUACCGCUGCCUUGACACUGCGAGGCUUACCUUUGCUGAUCUGGAUCUUCCGCACAAAAAUCGAUUCCAGCCGAUCAUCAAGGAGAAUCUCCGUGAGGGCGUUAGUGCGCAUACCUGCGAUCGCCGCAGCAGCAAGACAUACAUCAAGAAGAACUUCCCGGAAUUCAAGUUUGAAUCCGGCUUUGCCAAGGAAGAUCCGUAUUGGCAAGAACUGCACUCUGAGCCACGUGCCAACCAAGAUGCGAGGUCCAAGGAGGUAAUUGAUGAGAUCUUCUCACAGGAUGAUGAAUCUUACAUCUCUAUUUCUUCCCAUUCUGGAGAAAUCGCUAGUCUACUACGAGUCCUUGGCCAUCGCGUCUUUAGCCUGAGCACUGGGUCUGUCAUCCCUGUUCUAGUCAAGGCUGACCUGGUCAUCGGCGAUGCUCCUGCCACCACCACGUUGCCCUAUGCAGCCCAAAAGACGUGCACGGCACCGCCUACGAUCCGUGACUCGAGCUGCAAUGACUGCUCUUGCUGUCUUUAG